Prorocentrum cordatum is the source of this 1965-nucleotide messenger RNA. Lineage: Eukaryota; Dinophyceae; Prorocentrales; Prorocentraceae. The record is from the annotation of a GenBank genome assembly.
AUGGCUGUUCUCAUUGACGCAGAGAGUUCUGGUAUGCCCGUGCUGCGGUGCUCACCCGAUUUCUUGAGUUUGUGUGGACCCAUAUGCGAGGGCCCAAAGCUGCUGCAGUGGGUCAUUAAUCGUGCCGACUUUAUGGGUUGGGCGGACACGGCCUACAACGAUCUGCUUGAUGCUCGUGAUGUAGACCUUGUGCAGGGUGAUGUUCUGGAUGCACAGCCAUUCCGAAUCCGCCUCAAGCUGCCUCACAUGGGCCCGAGAGUCCUCGAAGUAUCGGCGAACGCAAAGUUCAAAUUUCCAUCAUUCGAAGACCCACCAGAGGGUGACGAUGGCGGAGUGGCCAUUGCUCAAGGGAUCUUGUUGAUGCUGGAGGACGUCGUCUUCGACCGGGCCCUGGAUGGGUCGCAGGUGGAGGCCGCGCGGGCGCAUUCAUGCCAGCUGCGGCACGCGGAGCAGGCGCAGCAGGGGCUCAUGCAGGACGACCUCGACCCGCAUGGUGAGAUGGCCCCAGAGGCACACCGUUGCCACCGAGCUGCGCUGACGGCCACCGCUGUGGACGUCACUGCGCAGCCGCAGGCCCCCAAAGCUGAUCCUGCGGUGUUGGAGUGGGGUGAUGUGCAAGGCAGCGAUGCGGCCGCAAGGCCGGCGAGCAGCGUGGUGGACUUCCUGGCCCCGGUGGGCGGGCACCGCUUCGCCCAGAGGCAGGCAGGCGCCGGGGCCUCCGCCGCGGCGCUGCCCGAGCCGCUGCGGAAGUUCGAGGGCCUGGAGCUGUCCGAGGUGAGCAACUCUGCCAAGGUCGGACACUCGCGGCUCGGUCUGAGGAACGACGCCAACAACUGCUAUCAAGGGUUUGGAGCCGGCCAGGUGGAGAGUGGGUACAGGGAGGGAGGCAGGCAGGCAGGGAGCGGCUCGGCCAGCAGCCUGGUGGCCACGGGGGGCGGGCCGACGGAUGUCAACGUCGUGGUGCAGUCGCUGCUGCCGUGCAGCGCCCUCAUGUGGGUGCUGCGACGGUGCGACUCAGCAGACCGCCGUCGUCCAUUCUUAUCGUGUUUUGUAUCCCUCUGCAGGGAGUUUCACAUCCGGGGGCCGGAAGCACAUGGCGAGGUGCUGAACGUGCUCCUCGUCCCGCAGAUGAAGAGCAUCAUCUCCUCCUGGCAGAAGCUGGGCGCGCAGCAGGACGCCGGCGAGUUCCUCCUCUACGUGCUGAACGGUCUACACGAGGAGAGCAAAUGGGGCGAGGGCCUGCGCCAAACGCCGCUGCCGCCGAGCGCCGGGGACGACGUGGAGGAGGAGGCCGCUCUGGAAGCCGAGGAGGCUUCCGGCGCCGCCAGCGCGUGGGCGCACGUCGUGAAGACCAGCCGCAGGCAGGUCGAGGAGAGGUCCGCUGGCCUGCACGAAGAUUCGCCCAUCACGCGGAUCUUCGGCGGCCUCAUGCAGAGCUCCGUGCGGUCGAAGGGCGCCAAGGUGGACAGCAUCUCAUUGGAGCCCUUCAAUCAUCUCGACCUGCACGUCUCGGAUCCCAGUGUGAAGUCUGUGCGCGACGCGCUGGUCGCCUUCUUCAAGCCCGAGGAGGUGAACGACGGCCAGUCGACUCGCCAGCUCCACAUAAAAUCGUUGCCCAAGGCAUUGAUUCUGUGCUUGAAGCGCGCCACCUUCAACGCCAGCAAGGGCUGCGCUCAGAAGGUCAAGAAGUGCAUACAGUAUGAUCAAAAGCUGUCAUUUGACCGCAGUUGGUUCGCCGAUGCUGAUAGGCCACCACCAGAGUACUGUAUCAGCGCGCUGAUAUGCCACCACGGGGACUCCGUCAUCGGAGGUCACUACACUGCCUUCGUCCGCUACAAUGCGGACUGGUACCUCUACGACGACACGACCGUACAGAAGGUGGAGGGCCGGGAGGUGGCCGCGCAGCAGGGCACCGCCUACUUGCUGGUGUACCUGGCCAUCAGCUCCGUCGACAUGACGCCCUGA